Messenger RNA from Cyphomyrmex costatus, 1359 nucleotides. Its product is annotated as alpha-(1,3)-fucosyltransferase 7. The transcript has 3 exons. The record is from RefSeq and is a predicted model, not a curated record. Gene Ontology annotation, molecular function: fucosyltransferase activity. Gene Ontology annotation, cellular component: membrane. NCBI's taxonomy places the organism in Eukaryota, Metazoa, Arthropoda, Insecta, Hymenoptera, Formicidae. The coding region runs from base 1 to 1359 and encodes 452 amino acids.
AUGCUCAAGUUAUCGCGGCUCGCGUUCGUCCUGCUCACCAGUACGACAGCUGCGAUUUUCUGCACGCUAUUACUACUAUCUCCGGGUUUUCUCACCACCUACAGAAGAUCUUCCGCAUCGCGGAAAGAACAGGUGUUCAUAAGAGAGGAAAAACAAGAAAAUAGAAGGUCUGUCACUGGUACAGAAUUACUUAACGCGCGACAGCAAUUCGCGAGGACAGCUUUUUUGGAUGCGAACCUCCUGGGAAGAGGUUUCACCGAUGAACAGGUAGAGAGUAUGUCUCUUCUCGGGAAAUGGUUAUUGGCACCCGAAGGGAGUCCACCCCCUCGAUCGAACGCCACCAAUAAACCUCAUUUAAUCCUGAUUUGGAAGCACGGACAAUUUCUGGAACGCAGACACAUCAGACAUUUUACAUCCAUCAAGUUUUCACCGUGGGAUCAAUGUUCAGUGCAAAACUGUAUUCUAAGUUACGACGAAAGGGAUUUGCAUCGAGCGGACGCCGUAGUAUUUCAUUUACACUUCACGAGAAAUUCAUCCGAAUUACCGACGAGAAGCCGGAUGGAUCAACGGUGGAUCUUCCUGACGGACGAGUCGCCCUUCCACACGUUUUUGUACGGCCCUCAAAGAUUGUCGAACUACGAUGGUCUGUUCAACUGGUCCAUGUCAUAUCGAAUGGACAGCGAUGUGCCGGUUCCCUAUGGAAGAACAAUACGAAUCUCCGGAAACUUUCCGGCCAAACAUUGGAACACUAAUGUGAGAACCUCCAAGACGAAACUAGUCGUUAUAAUGGGCAGCAACUGUGGUGGUCGUAACGAACGGUGGUCCUACGUGAAGGCCCUCAAGCUGUCGCUUCACGGUGAUCUGGACGUCAUUGGUAAAUGCCUAGACGGCAACAGGACCAUCUGUCCUGGCCACUUCGACAGGGACUGCGCCGCUCUGGAAUCAUACAAGUUCUACUUGUCCCUCGAGAACUCCAAUUGCCGAGAGUACUUGACGGAGAAGGUGUUCUGGAACGCGUACCGCAAAUUCGCGGUUCCGAUAAUAAUGGGAGCGUCACGGCAGGACUGUCGGCGAUUGUUGCCACCGCGCUCCUUCCUCCACGUGGACGAUUUCGCGGACGCGAACGCGCUCGCUGACUACAUCAGGUAUCUGGACCGCGACGACGAGCGUUACCUCGAGUACCACGAGUGGCGCGAUCAUUUUCGAGUGAUCAACGAGCACGGCUACUUCGGCAGCGUCUCCAGGCACUAUUGUCGCAUAUGCGAGGCACUGCAUUACAACCCCGCCGUGCCGAAGGUUUACACGAGUCUCGAACAUUUUUGGAGCAAGGAGAGGGACUGCGCUCCAGCCAGUACUUGA